Messenger RNA from Dermacentor silvarum, 854 nucleotides. RefSeq lists its product as uncharacterized. The transcript has 4 exons. The coding region runs from base 36 to 854 and encodes 272 amino acids. The record is from RefSeq and is a predicted model, not a curated record. Lineage: Eukaryota; Metazoa; Arthropoda; Arachnida; Ixodida; Ixodidae.
UUAAACAGAGCAUUUGAGAGUAGCUGCCUACGUUCAUGAUUUUGUUUUGUCUAGGGCUGAAAAAGAAGCUGCAGGCUGUCUCCCGGUCACGGGGCUGCGGUGUGAUUGAGAAGUGGGAGACCUCCAUCAUUAACCACUUCUACUUUUCGGUGAGGAUAGCUGCAGCAAGAGUGAUGACCGCUGAAAGAAGAGGCGAGCUCGCGGUAGCCAUCUGGCUGUCGCUCCUCAACCACAUUCAGAACAAGCACUGUGGCCACAGCAAGGAAUAUGCCAACUGCGAGCAUGGGGACCUCUUGCCUAGAAAGUGGAUUUUUCCAGGUACUGAUGCCUUUGACAAACUGCGCGGCAUAGUGGAAAAUAAUCGCCUGCUUCUAGACAUCAAGCAGGUGUCACCAUCAUUCCAAACAUCAAGUUUGGAAUCCUUCCAUUCUGUCCUGAACCGGUUUGCUCCAAAGAGCUUCACAUUUUCUUUUCAUGGGAUGCUGGCAAGGUCAAAACUGGCUGCUUUGCACUAUAAUGAAAAUGCGGACAGGGUGCAACACAGAACUACUGUGGGCAAGCGGCAGUGGGCAGUGAAGUACCCAAAAGCAAGAAAAGGCAAGCCAGUGGCAUGCCCAGUCAAAGAGCCUGCAACUUUUGGUUAUGUUGGGCUUCUUCUUGAAAUCGUGAACGAGGUUGUCGACAGUGGCAGUUUCGGUGAUUCGCACGUCACAACUUUGCCUACGCCACCGCCACUUACAAGCUCUUUUGGACCAGUGGACAAGGCUGCGCUAGUGCGGGGUCACCUUUCAAGGUUUGCGUCCAGUGAAGACCGACCUAGGCACACAGAAGACUCGAGUGACGACAGUGCGUGA